CGAUGGACGAGAGAUCUACUACUACUGCCGUACGGCGCACGUUCUGCACGUCGUUCUUGGUUGCAGCUAGCGUCGCAAUGAGCAUCUUGAGGGCGUUCUCGUGGCCUCCCACGUCAGACAGUCGGCGCUGCAGUUUAAAGCGACUCUUGAUGGCCUCGUCCUGCUGCUUGCGCACGGCUAGCUCGUCUUGCACGAGCUGGGCCAUCUUGGCACGGCGAUGGGCGGCCUCAGCAGUGAGAGCCUCGUAGCGUUGCCGUCGUUCGUCCAAGGUCACGGUGGCGGUCUCGAUGAGACGUUUGAGCUCGGCGACGUCUUCCUUUGAGUGCUGGAUCUCCAAUUUGUGAUAAGCAAUGGCAUGGGACGCAGUAGUGGACUUGAUCGUCGUCGUCGGCAUUACGAAACCGUUCUGAAACGGGGUCAAUAGAAUCCGGAUAAUUAACGGUAUCCUGUCCCUUUUUUCGGAUGCGAACUUUGGAUCGUGGGGCCAAGAACUCGAAGGAGCAUGGACAAGUACCGCCGAGGAGAGAAAAAGGCCACGGAUCAGGACGCCGCGACGUUGCCGAACGAAGUUCGGAUCACAAAGUUUGGGAAUGUGCAUGGGUAUGUAUCGUAUGCUACGAACCUGCUCACGCCCGCCGACAAAGCGACGACGUCAGGGGACAUCGUGCUGAAGGCGAUGGGGAAUGCCAUCAGCAAGGCUGUCACCGUGGCCGAGAUUCUCAAGCACCGCAUCCCAAACAUCCACACGGUCACGAAUAUUUUGUCUGUGGAGACCGAGGACGUGUAUGAGCCACUUGAAGAAGGCCUGGACGUUGUGACGACCGUCCGCCGCAUUCCCAGCAUUUCGAUCCAAUUGGCGUUGAACGUGUCCUUGGUCAACUUGAACGCGUCCGGGUACCAAAAGCCCAUCCCUGUGGACCAAGUGAACCCGGAAUCUGACGGUGUGACGAAUGUGUACGAUGGAGAUGAUAGCCGACAAACUCGCGGCGGAGGUCGUGGCCGUAAGCCACGUGGACGAAGCGGCCGAGGUGGUGGCCGUGGUCGAGGGGGAGAUGUAGCUGUUGAAGAAGGCGAAACGGCUGCAGUGGGUGGUUACGCAGCUGAGAGCGGCGAAAAUGGUGAAAGCAGAGCCCCGAAGGCGCGUCGAGCUCGCGCAAAGAAGAACGUUGUGACAGCCUCGGGCGCUCCAGAAGUGUCGGAAAAUGCAACUGCAGCUGCCGAGACUACCAACGAAGAAGCAACGGGCCGAGGAUCGCGCGGUGGUCGAGGAUCGCGCAAUGGUCGAGGGCGUGGCCGAGGCAUUGGAGCUGUCGACGACGACGCACAAGAUGCAGGAGGUCGAGGUGGUCGCAGUGGUGGACGUGGAAAUCGAAGUCGCCGUGGACCUAAGCCAGCUGGGGACGAUGCCCAAGUCGAACAUUCUGGAUAUGCUGUUGAGGUUGCGGCAGAAAAUGGAGCGGUGGCGUCCAGCGCUUCUGUUCCGCGCGCGCGAACGUCCAGCGCUUCGAGUGUUGGUGCUGGUGGCCGUGGAAACGGCGGUCGUUCUCAAUCCCGUGGCGGCCGCGGGGAAGGCAAGCUCUUUGCUGAUCAGUAAAUGGAUAAGGCGCGCAAAACAGGAAUGAGUUUUUAAAAUUGUUCCCACGUAUACUUUACCCUAGUACAACAAUGGCUUAUUGUUUAUAAUAAUUAUUUGACACCUUUCCAC
Aphanomyces astaci is the source of this 1705-nucleotide messenger RNA. RefSeq names its product DNA-binding protein Alba. The record is from RefSeq and is a predicted model, not a curated record. The transcript has a single exon. NCBI's taxonomy places the organism in Eukaryota, Oomycota, Saprolegniomycetes, Saprolegniales, Verrucalvaceae. The coding region runs from base 503 to 1594 and encodes 363 amino acids. Gene Ontology annotation, molecular function: RNA binding.